Cyclocybe aegerita is the source of this 672-nucleotide messenger RNA. The record is from the annotation of a GenBank genome assembly. Lineage: Eukaryota; Fungi; Basidiomycota; Agaricomycetes; Agaricales; Hemipholiotaceae.
AUGGGUGCUACCAACAUUUUCUUGGAACUCGUAGUCAGAAGAAACCCUAGAUUAGGGUAUCCGAAUGUGAACUCGGAACCACCACCAUUGGACCAGCUCUACUUUUUCCAAAGAGGACCCAUGAGCAACGGAGAGCUACCAACGAUAACGGUUGAUCUGGUCCUUGAUCGCCUGACCGCAAAAGACGUCCUCCAUGGUGUUCUACACGCCAUUCUAUUUCAUCGUCUUUUUGGGACUAUCAAGCCCCAAACAUUCGAGGUUCUAGAUGUUACAAUGCCGGGGGUAUCGGAUUCUGAUACAGAACGACUAGUGAGCGAAAAGGUCGAUGCAUUUUGGAGAGGAAUCGAAGGCGGUGCGAGCAAACGAGGAAAUAUCACCGUCACAAUCGCGGAGAGGAAACCAAAGAAGAAUUGGUUCUCGAUGGGCGAGGAGGAGAUUCCAUGGGAGCAAUGGGUAAUCAAUGCAGAGUUAAGACAGCCCAAAACAGAACGAGACCGGCAGACUUUCCAAGCAAACCUAGCAUCGACACUCACGAAUGCCAUCGAAACCAUGAUCUCCUACACCUCUUCCGAACGUGGUCGGGCAGUGGUUCCACCAAUCACUGACUCUUCGACUAUAUCCCCUUUCCCAUUCAAAGUUCUGGUCAAAGUCGGUAACCAGGAAGUAGGUUAG